Messenger RNA from Hemibagrus wyckioides, 2853 nucleotides. RefSeq names its product dolichyldiphosphatase 1 (gene dolpp1). Gene Ontology annotation, molecular function: dolichyldiphosphatase activity. The transcript has 8 exons. Gene Ontology annotation, cellular component: endoplasmic reticulum membrane; intracellular membrane-bounded organelle. Gene Ontology annotation, biological process: lipid biosynthetic process; protein N-linked glycosylation. NCBI's taxonomy places the organism in Eukaryota, Metazoa, Chordata, Actinopteri, Siluriformes, Bagridae. Bases 70 to 786 code for a protein of 238 amino acids. The record is from RefSeq and is a predicted model, not a curated record.
UGAUUGGCUGAAGCCGCACAGGCGUUCCAUGCUGAUUCGUCGAAUCUAGAUGCCCGGUGUCCGGGUAAGAUGGCGGCGGAAGAGCAGUGCUCGGCACCACCUCGAUGGCAGUCGAUAUCUUUAACGCACGUAGAGUAUCCAGCUGGUGAUCUGGCAGGGCAGAUCCUGGCGUAUGCCAGUCUGCUGCCGAUGGCGAUCCUGGUUGGAUUUGUCACGCUCAUUGUCUUCAAGAGAGAGCUGCACACGAUCUCGUUUUUCGCCGGUUUGGUGAUGAACGAAGGGCUAAACUGGUUGCUGAAGCACAUCCUACAGGAGCCCCGUCCAUGUGGAGGAGGCCACAGCACAGUAACCACAGAGUAUGGCAUGCCGUCCAGCCACUCACAGUUCAUCUGGUUCUUUGUCGUUUAUUUUUUCCUCUUUCUUUAUUUAAGAAUGCAUCAGACAAACAAUGCCAGAUGUGUGGAAUUGUUAUGGAGACACGUGCUGUCAAUCAUCCUACUGGGCGUGGCUUUGUCUGUGUCAUACAGCAGAGUUUACCUUCUCUACCACACCUGGAGUCAGGUGAUAUAUGGGGGCAUAGCUGGAAUGGUGGUCGGCGUGGUCUGGUUUUUCAUAACACAGGAGGUGCUGACGCCGAUCUUUCCCAAGAUAGCAGCCUGGCCCAUAUCAGAGUUUUUCCUAGUGAGGGAUACAAGUCUCAUUCCCAAUAUUCUGUGGUUUGAGUACACGGUCACCAGAUCAGAAGCCAGAAACAGACAACGAAAGCUGGGAACAAAACUCCAGUGAUCCGCACUCUCCGCUGGUUCAAACUGACAAAAAGGACCACAAACAUAUACACACACACAUGCACACACACUCACUCACACUCUCUCUCUCACUCAUACACACACUCCUACAUUCUAACACACUGGAGAUCGAACGUCUGGACUGUCCGGGUUGAGGCUUUCCGUUUUCAUGCGGACCAAAAAAAACGAGAUUUCGAUCGAGAGGUCAAAGGGGCGGGGCCUGUGUAAGGGGAUCAACCCUCUCCUCUCGUCUUCUCUUUCCGGUGCAUGCUGACCGUGCAAGAGGCAAAGCUAUUUAACAAGAAACGUAAUAUAUAUUUUAACCAUUUAACGCACGAGGGUACCUGGGAGUGAGAGAGAAAGAAAGAGAAGAUUUCUUUAGUGACGUAUAGCUGGUUUUUGUUACAGCAUGACAUUUUUCUUUUUAGAAACCGUGUAAGGGGGAACAUGUGUGGGUGGGGAUUUGUAGCAGAAAAGGAAAGAAAUGAAGGGGGAAAAAGUACUUUUUUUUUCUCCAUCAUUCUUAUAUUUUGGAAACAAGUUUCCAUAUUCUGGUAAUAUGUAAUAUCAAGUUAAAAUAAUUUGCACUUUGUGAAUCAGAAAAAAAAAAAAACCAUUUUAUUAUGCUUAACACUAGUUACAUCUGAGAAAAUGCUUUAAUUUGCUCCCUACUUUGUCUCUUCGUGAACGGGCAACAUUCCAAAUUUUCAUCUUUAUUGACGUUAUGUACUUCCCAUGUAGAUCAAAAUGAUUGGUCCAGUUUCACACUAAGAGCCCUGAUUGGUCAGAAAGCGUGGAUUGCAUUUGCUUUCAGAUGCAUUUCUGUUUUCUCCACAUUAAAUCGUUUGUACUGGAGGUGAUCACGAGCCUAUGAGCUAAAGCAGGUGCGUUCGAGUACAAGGGUCGGGAUCUGCUCCGUCUUUUUAUGCCCCGUAUGUUUAAAAGGUACUUUUAUUGUCGUUGUUGGGAAAUUUUCCCUCCAAGAGUAAUAUUAAUAAAAGUUUACCUGACCAUUUAGCAGCUUUAUUUCACUUCAGGAAAGCUGAACUGCAUAUCUCUACAACUAUAAUCCUCAUACAUGCUGGAGCAGGGACACUGUGAGAGCCUGUCCCGGGACAAAAUUCACUGGUUUACACUGCAAUAUGUUCAGAGCUUUUUUUUUCUUUUUAUUUUAAAAGCAAAUAAUAAGGAAACUCCCCCAACUUAGUGUUUGAAGAACUCUACAAGAGUGUAUCCAUGGGUGUACACAAAUUGGGGGCUUCGGAAGCAUGAGAAAUAAUGUGACUCGAAUCUGAAUUACUUUAAAUAGGCAAAUGAUCCUAUACUUAGUAUAGGAAGUCUGGAUCAAUAUGGAACAAUUUCCUAAAUUUUCUCCACCCAACAGUGUUCAGGAAUGUUGGUUGCUGGGCAGUUACAUAUUCCCUCCAUUUUCCUGGUCUGUUUCAACACUAACCCCACCAACCCUAAAACAUUCCACUUUAUUUGGUAGCAUCAAAGGAAAAUCCCUCAAAACCCAAACCUCAGGUGAACCAUUAGCAUGUGGUGGUGAUGGCGAUGCUGCUCUACAGCUACUAUGCCUAUUAAAAAAAAAAAAUGUACCCAUGUUGGGAUGGCCAUAAAUGGAAGGGUCAUUACAGAAUAGUGCUUUGAUUUUAUUUUUUUUUUAUGUUUUUGUGUAAUUCAAUUCAGGCUGAAUAAAGUCAAUUGGAUAUAGGCGAGUAUGUCUGUUUCACAUCUGUUUGCUAUGGAUCAUGAGCGGGUGAGAUUCAAAACACCAUAUAGAAGGUUAGCGGAAAUCAGUUCAAUGUUAAAACAUCUGAUUAAAUGAACCAAUCCGACGUUUCCAAUUCAAUAUGAUAUAUAAAGCCCAAGAGGACACUGGACUUGCAUACUAUAUUUGUGCUCAUCGAUUCACUAUAAGGGCUGUUGCUUUACUUUUAGCAACUUACAGUUUCUUUGAUGACCAUCAGAUGGAUGAGGGUCAAUCAGUCAACAUCAUAAAUAUCAACUGUUCCUGGAGACCUACACUACCAGUCAAAAGUUUGGACACACCUUCUAAUCCCAUGGU